GCUACACAGCAUUGGAGGCGAUCGGCGGCGGCGGCGGCGGCGGCGGCGGCGAAAAGGGAUAGACGAGUUUUGGCAACUGCUUUCAAGUUAAUAAGAUGUUUACUUCACUGGACUUUGGAAGGUUGAGGAAAGUGAAAAGUUUGGCUCUCAAAUCAGUAGUCACAGUUCUACGGUAUGCGCGAGAGAGUAAUGGGGAGGUCAUUGACCAUGGUGCUGGGUUUGUUCUUUAUGUUGACACUGAGGUCAAAAAGGUUGUUAUUAUUACAAGUGUUGCGGUUCUCGCUGAUAGAUCUUCAGAUGAAACAAUCGUUGUUCGUUUUGGAAAUGGUAAAGACAGCGAAGCUUCUGUUUUGGUCGAUGAGCCCAAUUCUAUACUUCUUGGGUUGCUUGUUAGUGAUGUCGAUGGGUACUGCGAGGCGGCUCAAAUUAACGAGGACCAGCCUAUUGAAAGGGGGCAGCUGGUAGCCACAUUUGCUACUGUCUGGACACGCUUUACUGAUAUUGGGAUGUACUCUGGAUCAAUCAUUCACCCAAGCUGUGUUUCUGUAAGACGAAGCAAAAUGAUCAUGGAACCUGUGGAUGACUUCAAAAAUUACUUGGCAUUUAGCUGUCCUGUUGCAGGCCCAUUAUAUUCUCUUAAGCAAGAUGCAAAUUUCCGAAGGCUUAUUGGAGCUCCAGUAUUUAAUUUGGAUGGAUAUGUAGUGGGUGUCACAGAGAGAUGUAGCAAACGUAGCUACGAUUUGAAAUAUGCGAGGAUUUCUUCUGCUAUUCUUGAAGAGCUGAUUAUAUUAUUUGGAACUGAUACAUGGCAGGAAAAAUUACAAGAACUUGUAAGGAAAAAAGCAGAAGACUCUUUACAGGCUGCAAAUCUCUGAUGAUGGGUCUUGGUAAUGCAAAAGGUGCUGUGGCAGUUUUCGUCUCAGUUCUCAUAUUCAAGAAUCCUGUGUCUGUAACCAGAAUGCUUGGUUGCACUCUUGCAGUCAUACCAGUCAUUUUUACAGGGAAUCCAGUCUGUGCAUAAAACCUAACAUAUGACCGUCCUUUCUCAGUCCAGUCUGUGCAUUGAAAGAGAUCCUGCUUUUUUGGAGCCAUAUUGAACAUAUAGUGUAAUAGUACCUCUAGUUUUCUCUUGGAUCUGAGUGGUUCUUUGCUUCGCUAAUGGAGACUUCCGUCGUUGGUUAAUUGUUUAGAUUCUCGGAAUUUGUUUUCCAUUAUUCAUCAGUUAUUGUAUGUUCAUUCAUGACUACAGUGUUGUUUCUUCUUCUGAAGAUUGCCUGUAGUAAAC
This is a messenger RNA of Lolium rigidum, 1285 nucleotides long. RefSeq lists its product as uncharacterized. The transcript has 5 exons. Lineage: Eukaryota; Viridiplantae; Streptophyta; Magnoliopsida; Poales; Poaceae. The record is from RefSeq and is a predicted model, not a curated record. Bases 96 to 875 code for a protein of 259 amino acids.